Molecule: messenger RNA, 1662 nt
Organism: Solenopsis invicta (red fire ant)
Lineage: Eukaryota; Metazoa; Arthropoda; Insecta; Hymenoptera; Formicidae
Product: protein HGH1 homolog
Exons: 7
Coding region: 201-1328 (375 amino acids)
Source: RefSeq, a predicted model, not a curated record
AUUUGUUUCAUUCAUCUCCAUUCAUGUUAAUUCAUGCCAUUUCAUGCAUGUGCAUCUGAAUUGAUAGUACGCUUGGAUUGUACGCACCACGCGCUAUUCUCCAUGUGUAAAAUACAGCUUUAGAGAAUUCAGAUUAUCGAAAUUUUUGUACGAUAAAUUAGUACGAUUGAUUGCAGAUUUAAAUAUAUAUAUUAAAAAUAAUGGAGGCUCUGCAAGAAAUUUCUGAAUAUUUAAGUCCCAACAACCGAUUUGAUCUAAAACUCUGCGCGCUGCAACACGUGCUCCAUGUGACGGGGACUGCUGAUGGUCGAGAACUCCUGUUGAAGCAACCAGAAAUAUUGAAGCAAUUUGUUAUUUUUGUACAAGAUUCUUGUGCUCCUAUUAGCAAAUGUGCUGCACAGACAUUAGUAAAUAUUACUGGAGAUGAAUCAGGAACUAAUGCAAUGCUGAUUAUUUCGGAAUCGAAUAAUUCAACAGAGAAAAAUAAGUCUAAUUUGGCUGCCCAAGAACCUAAUCAAAAUUUAAUAAAAAUUUGUCUAAGUGCCAUAAUGGAUAAAUCCAGUACCCUGGCAGAUCUGUGUUGUAUGAUACUUUCUAAUAUGACUAGACCUUUCCAUCUAGUAGAUAGAGUGAUAACACUUAUCGAGCAAACAGGUUAUAGCUGGGAUGAAAUAGUAGCUGCAUUUACCGCAAAGCAGUACAAUACUACAGGCAAUAAAUUGCACUAUCUUGGGCCUGUCUUUAGCAAUCUCAGUCAAUCGCCACAUGUAAGAAGAUAUUUGAUGGAUCGAGAUCGUUGCGUCAUUCAACGGCUACUUCCGUUCACAGAGUAUUCUGCCAGUUUAAUUAGGCGAGGUGGUGUUGUUGGGACCUUGAAAAAUUGCACUUUUGACACAGAAAAUCACGAAUGGUUACUAAGCCCCGAAGUGGAUUUAUUAUCACAUCUGCUGUUGCCACUUGCUGGUCCGGAAGAGUUUGACGAUGAAGAUAACGAUAAAUUACCAAUUAAUUUGCAAUAUCUUCCUGAAACAAAAACUCGAGAGGUAGAUCCAGAUAUAAGACUUAUGCUUUUAGAAGCAUUAAAUCAACUCUGUGCAACGAAAGUAGCUAGAGAAAUAUUGAGAGAAAAAAAUGUAUAUAUCAUACUUAGAGAGCUUCACAAAUGGGAAAAGAACAAGAGCUGCUUAUUGGCAUGUGAAAAUGUCGUGGAUAUCUUAAUAAAAACUGAAGAAGAAAUUGGUUUAGAUAACUUAAAAGAGGUAAAAGUACCAUCUGAAUACACAAAGACAUUCCAUAAGAUGGAUGAAGACUUUAUUAGCAAUACAUAGAUAGUGCAAAAGUUUAUAUAUUAUAAAUAUGUAUAAUAUUCGGUAAGUAUUGCACAUACAGUGUACAUAAUACCUAUCUAACGAAGAAACGAACAUAAAAAAAUGGUAAUUUAUAACACAUUCGACUCUUUGUAUCGCAUUUCUCAUAUUGCACUGCCCCGUUUAUCAUUAAUAAUAAGCUAUCAGGUCCAGCGUAGCAAAGAAAAAUCAUAGCUUGAUCUUUAAUGCUUACAAGUAAGUACUAGUUUUUAAAAUCGGAGUAAAGAAUAUAAAUAAUUUUUAUUUUUUGUAACUUAUACACUAAAAUCUCAUCUUUUUCAAGAUGAAACAGGUA